Molecule: messenger RNA, 840 nt
Organism: Vigna umbellata (rice bean)
Lineage: Eukaryota; Viridiplantae; Streptophyta; Magnoliopsida; Fabales; Fabaceae
Source: RefSeq, a predicted model, not a curated record
GGGAAAGAACUGUGCACGAGCAUCAACCCUGACGAGGCUGUUGCCUAUGGAGCAGCAGUUCAGGCUGCUUUGCUGACUAAAGGCAAGAAAUUUGUCCCCAACUUAGUGCUAUUAGAUGUUACGCCGCUGUCACUCGGUACAUCUGUAAAAGGAGAUCUCAUGAGUGUCGUGAUUCCUAGGAACACCACCAUUCCUGUUGUAAAAAAGAAAGGAUUUGUAACAGUCAAAGAUUUCCAAUCUAUUGUCUGUAUUGAUGUUUACGAGGGUGAAAGGACAAGAGCAAGCGAUAACAAUUUGCUUGGUUUCUUUAAUCUCAAUGGCAAUCCUAAAGCUCUUCGAGGCCAUCCUGUAACCGUAUGUUUCAGUAUAGAUGAUGAUGGUAUCCUAACUGUAAUUGCUGAGGAUGAAACCAUUGGAAGUAAGAAUUGGAUUACCGUAACCAACGAAAACGGAAAACUAUCAACUCAACAAAUUAUGAGAAUGAUUCAAGAAGGCGAGAAAUACAAGGCUGAAGACCAGAAGUACGAAAAGAAAGUUAAAGCAAUUAAUGCUUUGGAUGACUUCGUUUACAAGAUAAGGAAUGCUAUAGAUGAUGUACAUAAUCCAAAAGAGAAAACGAAUAUCAACAAGGCAAUUGCAGAGGCCGAGAAAUUGCUUGAUGCUAGGGAGAAGACAGAAACAGAGGUUUUUGUGGAUCAUCUGCACAGGGUGAAGAGCCUCAUUAAACCCAUUAUGAAGAUUAACUAGUUUGUUUUAAGUUUAUGUUGGUGAAAAAUGUAAUUCUUUAUGAAGCAUGCUAUCUAAACAAUAUAGAAUUUCCAGUUUCAACUAUCAAUCCUU